AUGGCGCCCAAAUCCAAGUUUGAGCUCAAGACCCCGAAGGGCACCAAGGAUUGGUUCGGCAAGGACAUGAUCAUUCGCGAGAAGAUCUUCUCGCAAUUGAAGGAUGUCUUCCAAAAACACGGUGGAAUGGAGCUUGAUACCCCUGUUUUUGAGUUGAAGGAGAUUCUUUCAGGCAAGUACGGUGAAGACUCGAAGCUCAUCUACGACCUGGCCGACCAAGGUGGCGAGAUUACCUCCCUGCGAUACGAUUUGACCGUCCCCUUCGCACGAUGGCUCGCCAUGAACAAGGACAUCCAGAGCGUCAAGCGCUACCACAUCUCGAAGGUCUACCGUCGUGAUCAGCCCGCCAUGAACAAGGGCCGCAUGCGCGAAUUCUACCAGUGCGAUUUCGAUAUUGCUGGCACCUACGAUUCGAUGCUCCCCGACGCCGAGAUUAUUCGCAUUGUCGUCGAAGUCUUUGAAGGCCUUGGUUGGAACGGAAACUACACCAUCAAGCUCAACCACCGCAAGAUCCUUGACGGUAUUUUCGAGGUCUGCGGUGUUCCCGAGGACAAGAUCAGGACGAUAUCUUCCGCCGUCGACAAGCUCGACAAGCUGCCUUGGGCGGACGUGCGCAAGGAGAUGACUGAAGAGAAGGGUCUCGACGGAGAAGUCGCCGACAAGAUUGGCGAGUGGGUUGUUCUCAAGGGCAAGCAGGAUCUGCUCAGGAAACUGCAGCGCGACGAUAAGCUGUCUGCGAAUGCCUCUAUGAAGGCCGGCAUGUCCGACUUGGAGAUGCUCUUCAACUACCUCGAGGCUUUCGGUGCUCUGGACAGAGUGUCAUUCGAUCUCUCUCUGGCUCGUGGUCUUGACUACUACACGGGUGUCAUCUACGAGGUCGUCACAGAAGGGUCUGCGCCCGCCGCCACGCCUGGCGCGGACGACACAACAGUCAAGUCCAAGAAGAAAAGCAAGAGCAAGGAUAAGGACGAUGAAGAUCGCUCAGAUGAUCCCAGCGUCGGUGUUGGCAGUGUUGCUGCCGGCGGUCGCUAUGACAACCUCGUGGGCAUGUUCUCCGGAAAGACCCAGAUUCCGUGCGUCGGAGUUUCCUUCGGCAUUGAGAGAAUCUUCAGCAUUACCAAGGCCCGCAUGCAGGCCGAAAGCGAGGCCCCCCAAAGCACCGUGGACGUCUUCGUCAUGUCUCUGGGUUCCAAGGCCGGUCUGAUUAAGGAGCGCCUCGAAGUCUGCUCCAAGUUGUGGGAUGCUGGCAUCAAGGCCGAGUUCCUUUACAAGGUUAAGCCCAAGUUGCCCAAUCAGUUCAAGGCUGCUGAGGCCAACGCGACGCCGUUCGCUGUCAUCCUUGGAGACGAGGAGGUUCAGAAGGGCGUUGUCAAGAUCAAGGAGUUGGGUCUUCCUGAAGGCCACCCCCAGAAGGAUGGCGAGCUCGUCGACAUGGCGGCGCUCGUUCCCGAGGUGCAGAAGCGCCUGCAGAGGAAGCGCGAGUUGGACAACCUCGCCCGGGGAGCUGAAGGUCUGAGAGUUGUUGGAGGACUCAAGGGUGAGGCUGUCAAGAGCGCUUCGGCAUCUGAGGUUGGCACUACUGUCGAGAAGCCGGCCGAAGCUGUCACAGAGGAAGCGAAGCCCGAGGAGGCGAAGCCCGCAGAGGCGGAAUCAACGGAAGAGAAGCCGGCACGGAGCGCAUGA
Molecule: messenger RNA, 1683 nt
Organism: Colletotrichum chrysophilum
Lineage: Eukaryota; Fungi; Ascomycota; Sordariomycetes; Glomerellales; Glomerellaceae
Gene: HTS1
Product: Cytoplasmic and mitochondrial histidine tRNA synthetase
Exons: 6
Coding region: 1-1683 (560 amino acids)
Biological process (GO): mitochondrial translation; histidyl-tRNA aminoacylation
Cellular component (GO): mitochondrion; cytoplasm
Molecular function (GO): ATP binding; histidine-tRNA ligase activity
Source: RefSeq, a predicted model, not a curated record